Molecule: messenger RNA, 6090 nt
Organism: Cimex lectularius (bed bug)
Lineage: Eukaryota; Metazoa; Arthropoda; Insecta; Hemiptera; Cimicidae
Gene: sp3
Product: phosphatidylinositide phosphatase SAC2
Exons: 19
Coding region: 187-3507 (1106 amino acids)
Biological process (GO): phosphatidylinositol dephosphorylation; regulation of endocytic recycling
Cellular component (GO): early endosome; clathrin-coated endocytic vesicle
Molecular function (GO): phosphatidylinositol-4-phosphate phosphatase activity
Source: RefSeq, a predicted model, not a curated record
UGCACAUGAGUAACAACUCAAUGGACUGACUAAGAUCAGCUGUUUAUGACAGAAGAUCUGUUUUGUUUUAACUGUUAAUGGAUAUUUCUUUUUAUAUGGAAUACCCCUUGGCCACGUACUUUACAGGGGGAUGAAAUCGUGGUGUGACGAUGUCUUUCUCUUUAAGCAAUAAACGAAAAUAAAGCCAUGGGUGAUAAAAAAGUUUUACAAGAAAUGGAAGUUUUUAGGACCGACGAUUAUUAUGUUUUGAUGAAUAGCGAGUCCAGUUUGUGGUGUAGUCGUAAAACGGGUGAAUUGGACGUUAGACCAGGAUGGGAGCUGGCCAAUUCGGGCGACCCAGAGUGCCUCGGCAUCUUCUUUGGGCUGAUUGGUAAAAUUGACUUCCAAGCUGAUGGCGAGGCGAGGCUUAUGCUUAUUAAAGAGACGGAUGAUGUUGGUGUGCUGCCUGACGGGAGAAAAGUCAUCAAGAUUCGUUCUAUUGCAUUCCUCCACCCGUGCGGCCCGGAUGUCAGCCCGUCUGAAUCUGGACUCAAACCCUGCAAAAAGCACAAAGGCGGCAGCACGAAUCUGUUCGAGCCUCAAAAAGCCUCUCUUACCAAGACUUGGGGUGCGAUGAAGUCUGUUACCAAUUCCAUCAAAUCCACAACACAACAUGCAGCUGCUAUGGCCACUUACCAGGUAAAGGGUGGUGGAAAAAAGGAUUUGAAAGACAGGGAAAAGUUUGAAAAACGUAUCCUUGAAGAAUUGCAGAGGGUUUUUAGUGAUACCGAUUCAUUCUACUUCUGCUGUGCUCAACCUGGAAGCUCGGAAGCGGAUUUGACAAACAGCCUUCAGAAAAACAGCCAAACUGACUCGUCGACUGAUGACAGAUUCUUCUGGAACAAGCAUAUGCUCAAAGAUAUAUUAGAAAUAAAUAACAAUUUAGCAAAAGCUUGGAUUUUGCCAAUCAUUCAAGGUUUUGUACAGAUAGAGCAAUGUGCUAUAGAGUUGGACCCUUUAACUUUUAGUUCAUCGAGAAUAGAGAAUAUUACAAUAGGGAUAAUAAGCAGGAGGAGUAGAUACAGAGCAGGAACCAGGUAUAAAAGACGUGGGCUGGAUGAUGAAGGAAAAUGUGCAAAUUAUGUUGAAACGGAGCAGUUCGUUGCUACCUCAGAUCAUCAUAUUUCAUUUGUUCAAGUCAGAGGCUCUGUUCCAUUAUAUUGGUCUCAGCCCGGUUACAAAUAUCGACCUCCACCUCGCAUCGACAAAGGAGAAGCCGAAACUAAAUUGGCAUUCGAAAAACAUUUUGAAGAGGAAUUAAAACAAUAUGGGCAUGUUUGUAUUGUCAAUUUGGUAGAACAGACUGGUAAAGAGAAAGUAAUAUGGGAAGGGUACACUCAUCAAGUAAUGCAAUACAAUUCGAACGCAAUAACUUACGCUACUUUUGAUUUUCACGAGCAUUGUCGAGGGAUGAGAUUCGAGAAUGUGUCUUACUUGAUUUCAAAAUUAGAAGAUGUGAUACAGGAAAUGUGUUUUUGUUGGAAAGACCGUCAAGGUGUGAUAUGCUGGCAGCAGGGUGUGUUUAGAGUCAACUGCAUAGAUUGCCUCGACAGGACAAAUGUUGUUCAAACUGCUAUUGGUAAAUCAGUACUGGAGAUACAACUGACCAAACUCGGCCUGCUUCCUCCUGAAGGCAGUCUUCCCAGUUCUCUCAGGACUACUUUUCAACUCCUUUGGGCUAACAAUGGUGAUAUUAUUAGUAAACAAUAUGCAGGAACGAAUGCUUUGAAAGGAGAUUAUACAAGAACAGGGGAGAGAAAAUUGACUGGAAUGAUGAAAGAUGGGAUGAAUUCUGCUAACCGUUAUCUGAGGCGGCUAUUACUGGACGAUUUGAGGCAAGGCGUAAUCGAUGUCUGCCAAGGUUCUGAUUAUGUUCUCCCUUCUCCCUCUUGCCUUCUGUUGUACGAUACAUUUGAUAUCUUAAGUUCGCCCUGUUAUUAUUCAAAUCCUUUGCCGUUAGAACAAGAAUUGUUGAUUGGAAUUGCAGCUUUUAACCUUUCAAGGUAUUACUUGAGCCGUUUCAAAGAUGUUUAUCGCCAAGCGACAAUAGACAUCAUGCAAGGUCAGCUUGUGUCAGAAGAUGUUUUGAGUGGAGAUGAUGACACUGACGCCGCAGCAACAGCAGAGCAUGUUAAACUCCUUAUUGAAGACUGUAAAAAACUGCUGAUCACAGAUUCUUCACUUAUUCUUGGUGCCUGGGGAUUAAUCAAUGCUGAUCCUAUAACGGGAGAUGCUAGUGAAACAGAUAUGGACACAAUUCUUAUAUUAACUCGAGAAGCAUAUUAUGUAGCUGAUUAUGAUGAUGAACUAGAUCAGGUUGUGAAGUGUCAAAGGAUUCCUUUAGAAGACAUAACAAUGGUUGAGUUAGGACCUGCUGAUAUGGGGAUGUCACACUCGCCUCUUCAAAUAUUUAAUAAAGGAAAGCACAAGCAGAACAUUCAAUAUUGCUUAAGGUUUAGAUACAAGGUGGAAGGAGGAGGCGGUGUUGUUUAUCAUCAUACAUUCAGAUCAAGCAACUUGAGAUUUUUCAACAAUGUUGCCAUUGUUAUAAAAACUGAGGAUGAGAUGAUUGAAUCUCUGAGGGCAAUUUGUGACUGCAUAAGAGUAGCAGUUGAAGUUUCAUUCGACAACAAUGUUCAAUGGCAUAUUGGCGCCCCUCUGAACCGGAUAACGCAGAAAUCUGAAAACAUGCUUGCACCAACUCCUCAAAUGACAAGAAAUAUAUCAGAGACUCAGCUUGAAAACAUAAAAACUGCAGGGAGCAAAGCGAUUUCUAACAUGACUUCCAAAAUUAAUAAGAUAGGCCGAACUCUAAAUGUCAAAAGAAAGAACUCUUCUGCCCGAAAGGAAGAUAUUCAAGUGCCGGAGUUUACAGUUGGUGGUAAUUCUUCUGACGAAGACGAUGAUGUUAUUUGUGCAGACAAUAGUGAAAAACAGCAAAAAGAUACAUUUUUGCCAAAUGUAGGGAUUGUAAUGUCAAACACAGCUAUAACUAAAGAUGAUGUCGAUCCCGAUGAUGUAAUAUGUGAAGGGCUUUCAGAUGAGAGGUCUGUGCCUAAAACAUUAAAUGUGACGCCUUGUGAACUGAAGGUCAGAACAUUUUCUCAUUCAUCCGGCGAAGUUGAUGAUAAGGACCAUUUCAAGCCAGAAGAAAGCUCACAUUCGACGAGUAAGUUAGAACUAAAUUUAGGUGGUAUCACAGCAUCUCAGAGUGAGAACGCGUUGAGAUCGAUCAAAUCUGGGUUUUCCACUGCUACAAAUGUACUCACAAGCCCUUCCGCUUCAGCCGCAGCUGUACUUUCUCCCCUCACUAAACUCGCUAAAGGGAUGCAAACUUUAGGCGCUAAUCUUGACAUCAGAAGGUUGAAACAGGUACGACCUAAUAAUUACCAAGCUUCUGCUGAAACAAACAGGCUCAAAGAGAUCUGGGCCUCGAGCGGUUGCAAGAGCAAGCUUAUUGCCGUUUAGUUUCGCCCAUUACUUCCUCACCAGGAAUUGAUUUUUAUUCAUUUUUUUCAUUCAGAGUAUAUUCCUCCCAAUCUGAGUUAGAUAUGAAUUUUUAUCAUAAAUAUCUCUAUAAUGUAAUUAGAGUGACAGGUGUUUGCCGAGCUAUUUUGUAAAUUCAUAUCUAACAUUUUGCUAUUUCCAAUGCCUCACAUUCCUUCCAGUUUACAUAUCUUCCCAUUGAAAUUUAAAAGUAGAUUGUCCACCCUAUUCAAAUAACCCAAUACAUAUUUUCUUCUACAAAUGUCUUUAAAUAAAAAUCUUAUUUUUGAACUAAACAUUAAAAAUACUUUAAACAUUAAAAAUGUUUACUCCAUCAAAUGGUCUUUUUAAAUGUUUUAAAACUUUUCUUGAGUGACAAAGAAAGCUUCUAUUUCCUCUUCAAAUUGUACCUGCUAUUUGAUUCAGUAUUAACAGAAAACCUUUCAAGAGGUUUAAAAAACUUAUAAACUUUACUAAAUAAUCAUUUUUAAGUAUAUAAGCUUAUUUGUACUUAUUAUUCCUUGAUUUCACGAACACUUUUUCUUAUUUAUUAAUUUAAUGUGAUAAUACAUGUUUUGAUUAUUGUAACAUUUGCUUAAAUUAGAUUGUGAUUUAUAAUUUUCUUGUGCUUUAAAUAUUGUGUAUUUAUGAUAUUUCUUAUGCUGUCUGAGACUGUAUUUUUCGUACAGUUCUUAUUAGCUCUACUUUUAAAUCAAUUACUUUGUCUUUAUGUCUUUUUGUAAUAGUUUAAGAUUUAACAACAGACGAAAAUAAUUUAGAAAUUAACAUUUUACACGAGUACUAAGUUUAACUUCCAAUAGAAUUUAUUUAAAAAACUAAUCUACUAAGUUUUUUUAAUUCAAUUGAAUAGUUUACAUCUACAUUUUAUAUGAUGGCUUAUUGAAAGUUGCCUUUUUUUGUUGCAAGUUUUAAAUUUAUGAAUAUUUAAUUUAUGUAAGACAUUUUUUAAUUCAUUUGAUCUCAAUUUUAUGCCAAAAUCUCUGAUUCAGCUUGAUCAUUAGACCAAAAGUUGUAAAAACUACUUUUUUUAUAUUUUUGUUUGUACAAAAAGUAGUAACACGCAUAAGCUGAUCAGGUUUGACUCAAAAGCAAUUUUAAAUUGAACUGUUCCAUAAAAACUCAGAUUAUUCCACUCCACCCCCUCCCAUUAGUUUCACAUGAAUUAAAUACAAAUUCCCAAACAAAAAUAUCAAAUUCUGUGAUUUAUUAAUGAUAUUUUAAGUUUAGGUUUUACAAGUCAGGCCUGUUGUCAUUAAAUGAGCUGAUUACUGUUUAAUGUCUGCAAAUAUAAAAGUUAAGUUCCAAAAGUUUAUUUAUGUUAAUAAAAAAAUUAUAUAUUCCAUUUUAUAUGUACAGAUUAAGUAAAUCAGUUUAACACUUACUUAAUUUGGCUUUAAUUUUAAGCCUAAGACUUUGAAAGAUGAUCUCAUUUAUUUUUCCACUUAUUUACUUGCUCUGUUGAAAAAUAUUUUAGACUCAGACAGCAUUUUUAUUUAUAAGUUACCUAUUUGUGAUAGAAUUUUAGUUUCAGGUUAUACUUUUAAAAAAAAUUAAUUAAACUGUUUCAUUUUUAUUAAAAGUAAGUAAAUGUCUUUAGCUGAUUGUGGUUUGAAUAGAAUAGAGAUGUAGACGAGAGCUGAGAGCUUAUAUCAGUAGUUCCCUCUCCCUUUGAAGAAAUCUCUCUCUGAGAGGAAAAAAAUAAAGUCAAAAGUUGUGAUCAGGACUUCCAUUUUUCUAAAAAGGACGUGCAUUUCAUUUUCUAUUCUAUUCCAAUGUUGAAAUUAAAAAUUUAAAGUGGUGACCAAAUUUGCAGCUUUAUAGUGUGAAAACAAUAGCUCAAAAAGUUGGAAUUGUAUAUGUCAUAGUAUUAAAUAAAAAAAUAGUGAGAAGACUUAGCAAUUAAACUGUGAAAUAAAUAAUUUAUGUUAUUAUUGUACAAAGAGCUUUUAUUCAAGUUUCCAAGUUAUAAUUGUAACUUACUUUUCUCAUGAAUUUUAAUUGACGUCUUUUUACAUAAUUUUGACUUCUAAUAUAUUUUUUCUUGUUUCAAAUAUUUGAACAUAAAUUGUCAAAUUUAUAAACUUAUUAAAGGCUCUUUGACCUGUGAAUCAUACGUGAUAAGAUUUUAUUUAAUCAAAGUUAAUUUUGACUAACGGUUAAUGUUGCAUAUUUGUCAUAGUUCAAGCCUCGUUUGUAUCACUUUUGAAAGUGUAGUUGCCACUUAGUUUGCUUGUACUCAAUAAGACUAAUCAAAAACUGCCUUGUAAGUGGAUGUUUAAUUGAAAAUCGAUGACACAAGACUCCAAUUUAGGAUUGGGUUCGCAAUUCCCAAAGUGCAGUGGAAAAAAAUUGUUAACACCAGUUGGCAACUAAUGUCAAUUUGUAACGUAAAAUUAACACUAGUUGAGCUUUGAAAUAAUAUAUUUUGUGAUGUAGCCUAGUUGCAAUAAUUACAUCAAUGUGUAGAAUUUAUUAUGCAAUAUUUACAAUUAAAAGAAAAAAAUAUAUAAUCUUUCCCUGUAAAAAUUUGUUAAUUUCACUUAA